UGAGUACAAUUAGGUAAGUACAACUAGGUGAACACGGUGCGCUUGUCGAGUCUAAGUGUUUCUCUCCAGCCCCGCCAAACCAUUGUAAACAUGGCUACUCUGCAGCCCAAGGAACAGCUCUCUCUAGAUGGAGCGAGUGAGCAGGGUUUCCUGGCCUACUAUGGUGGUUUACCUGAGAAACCAAAUACUACGGUGAGAGUGUUUGACCGCGGAGACUACUAUACUGUGCACGGCCAAGAUGCCCUGCUGGCUGCACGAGAUCUCUUUCGGACUAAUUCUGUGGUAAAGCACUUAGGAUCAGGCAACAAAAAGUUGGAAUCUGUGGUGCUUAGCCGCCUGAACUUUGAGUCUCUGGUGCGGGACCUUUUGUUGGUGAAGCACUACAGAGUGGAAGUAUAUAAACAGAAGAGUUCAAGAAAUGACUGGGAUGUUGAGUACAAGGCUUCUCCGGGCAACUUGAGUCAGUUUGAAGAGGUGCUGUUUGGGGCUAAUAACGAGCUUACAGUAACAACGGGUGUUAUGGCUGUCAAGCUAGCUGUGGAAAAUGGCCAGAGAGUGGUUGGAGUUGGUUAUGUGGAUGUAACUGGCAGGUUGAUGACUGUGUCUGAGUUUAAUGAUAAUGACACAUUCAGUAACUUGGAAGCACUGGUGGUACAGCUGGGACCUCGGGAAUGUCUCAUUCCUAUGGGUGAUAUGGGCCCGGAUGGCGCCAAGCUCAAGCAGGUAUUGUCUCGAAAUCCAUUGCUUGUGACCGAAAGGAAGAGAGCCGAAUUUAACAAUAAAGAUGCUGCACAGGACCUUAGCCGUUUACUACAUAAGAAAGGUGGUGAUGUGUUGGCUACCUCAGCCCGUCCUGAGAUGGAUCGAACAAGUGCCAUUGCUGCACUGUCUGCUGUCAUUAAGUACCUAGAGCUCCUAGGGGAUGAAUCAAACUUUGGACAGUUUACAAUGUCUCUGUAUGACCUGAGCCAGUACAUGCGGCUUGACAGUGCAGCAGUUCGGGCUCUGCAUGUGGAGCCCCUUGGUAGUGGUGAAGUAUCUGGCACUACUGCUAAGACACACACCAUUCUUGGUCUCCUGGAUAAGUGUCGCACGCCUCUUGGCCAUCGCUUGCUCCAACAGUGGCUCAGACAACCAUUGGUGGACAUUAAUAAGAUAGAGGAACGGCUUGAUUUGGUUGAGGCUGUAGUAUCGUCAGUGGAGCUGCGUCACAGUCUUGGGGAGGAGCACUUGCGUCGUAUUCCUGACCUGAACCGCCUGGCGAGAAAACUGGCCCGAAAAGCAGGCACACUUCAGGAUUGUUAUAAAUUUUACCAGUGUGCUGAACGACUGCCAAAUUUAUGUGAAGCUAUAGCUAAGUACGAUGGGCCUCAUGUAGCAUCUCUAGCAGCAGUCUUCACUACUCCACUUCAGGAGCUGCUGUCAGAUCUGGCAAAGUUUCAGGAAAUGAUAGAAACCACUGUAGACAUGGAACAGGCUAAUCAUGGAGAGUAUGUCAUCAAGCCAGAUUUUGAUGAAACACUAGCAGAUCUGCGAGAAACGAUGAAUGGCUUGGAAGCAGACAUUCAGAGUCAGCUGAAAAAGGCUGCCAAUGAUCUUGGCCUUGAUGCUGGCAAGAGUAUAAAGUUGGAAUCUAAUGCACAGCUGGGUUAUUUCUUCAGAGUUACUCUCAAGGAAGAAAAAGUGUUGCGUAACAACAGAAACUACAGGAUGAUUGACACCAAUAAGGCUGGAGUGCGGUUCAGAAAUAGCGCACUUCAGAAUCUCAACGACCAGCACAUGGCUUCACGAGAGGAGUAUAAUGAACAGCAGAAAACUGUUGUGGAUGAAAUCAUGAAUAUUGCAGCUGGUUAUGUUGAGGUGAUACAGUCCCUAGGUCAUGUAUUGGGUACUUUAGAUUGUAUUUAUGCAUUGGCCUCUGCUGCUGUUUCUGCCCCCAUUCCUUAUGUGCGGCCCAAGCUCCUGGCAAGGGGAUCAGGUGUACUAAAGCUGCAGGGCACUCGUCAUCCAUGUUUGGAGUUACAAGAUGAUGUCUCGUUUAUACCAAAUGACUGCCAUUUUGAUAAAAAUAAUGGCAUGUUCCACAUAAUCACUGGCCCCAACAUGGGAGGCAAGAGUACUUUUCUGAGAUCAGUUGGUGCAGCUGUGUUGAUGGCUCAAGUUGGUUCCUUUGUGGCCUGCCAAGAGGCAGAGAUGUCUGUUGUUGAUAGCAUUCUUGCUCGUGUGGGUGCUGGAGACUGCCAGCUGAAAGGAGUUUCAACAUUCAUGGCAGAAAUGCUGGAAACGGCUUCCAUUCUUCGGUCGGCAAGCAAUGAGUCGCUUAUCAUUAUUGAUGAACUGGGCCGUGGAACUUCAACUUAUGAUGGUUUUGGAUUAGCUUGGGCAAUAUCAGAGUAUAUAGCAAAAGAGAUUGGAUCAUUCUGCUUGUUUGCAACACAUUUUCAUGAGCUGACAGCACUUGCUGAUGAGGUGGACACAGUGAAGAACUUCCAUGUCACAGCUACCACUGCUCAUGGUGCUUUAACUCUUCUGUAUCAGGUGCGUCCAGGGCCCUGUGACCGCAGCUUUGGUAUCCACGUUGCAGAAUUAGCCAAUUUUCCUCCUAGUGUAAUUGAGUAUGCCAAGAGGAAGGCUGGGGAAUUGGAAGAUGAUUUUGGUGGUGGUGAUGAUUCAGAAGAAGCAGUUAAGAAAAGGAAGCUGGAGAAACAGGAGGGCGAGAAAAUAAUUGAAGAAUUUCUUAACAAGGCAGCUAUUCUUGACAUCGAUAACCAAACUGAAGAUGAUCUACUGAAGGAGAUCAAGAAACUGCAACAAGAAGCUCAAGCUUGUAAUAAUGCAUAUGUUUCACACCUCUUAUCCAGGCAGACUUGAUUGUACGACAGUGAAGACUUGCCAUUAUAGAACCUUAUCGGUUGUUAUUUUAUUAGUGCUGAGAAGAGGCUUACAACUGACAUAGUUAUGUGCAAAUAGUAUAUAAAUGUUAUUAUUUGGAACUUGGUUAGCUAUAUUUGUCUUAAAAGUUAUACAAAAGAGUAGGCAUGAAAUCAAUAUUAACCCGUAAACGGUCCAAACGUAUAUAUACGUUUUUUCAACAUUUGAAAGUAUGUAAAAAAAUAGAUCUUUUUGUUUUUUUACAUUUGAAAAUAUGUAAAAAAAAAAAAACGUAGAUCUACUUUUGUAGCACUACACGUGUGAACGUAGAUCUGCUUGGACUGUUUACGGGUUAAAUUUUUGAAUUGUUAAAAGUUAAAUUAUUGCUUGCA
Messenger RNA from Cherax quadricarinatus, 3263 nucleotides. RefSeq names its product DNA mismatch repair protein spel1 (gene spel1). The record is from RefSeq and is a predicted model, not a curated record. Gene Ontology annotation, molecular function: ATP-dependent DNA damage sensor activity; ATP binding; mismatched DNA binding. Gene Ontology annotation, biological process: mitotic recombination; mismatch repair. NCBI's taxonomy places the organism in Eukaryota, Metazoa, Arthropoda, Malacostraca, Decapoda, Parastacidae. Gene Ontology annotation, cellular component: nucleus; MutSalpha complex.